AUGAAGGAAUUGCAGUUGCAGGUGCAGGACGAAGAUGACGGAAACAGAGCAUGGAAGUUUGUGCUCGCCCACUGGAAGACAGUCGUCAAGUCAAGAGAACACAACCGCAAGUGCUUCAAGCGAGGCGAGGUCACAGUGAAUGGAGUCGUGGCAGAGGUGACAAAACUGCUGGUCAAGGGCGACUGGGUCAAGAUCCGCUUCGAUGAUCGUGCAGCUCACGAGUCUGUAUAUGGCAGGGAGAAGCUUGAUGUCCGGUACGAGGACGAUGAUUUGGCUGUUGUCGUUAAACCAUCAGGAAAGACCAUGGUCGCAUUCGGAUUCAUGCUACCUUUUUCAGUGUCACCUAGUCGUUCUGUCCAAGGCGCGGAUGAGCAACUAGAUCAUUUGGGGCAGGAUGCUGAGGCACAUGUUGAAUCCGGAGGUGUUGUUGUCGAGGACGGCGACGUGGAUGAUGAUAAAGACGAGGACGACAAUUUUGAAAUACCCUCCAACAUCUCGCCGGCAGUAGGUCAGCAGCACCGCUUACCCUGCGCCAUUCACGGCAUUGAAAAGGCCGCAAACGGACUUGUCCUGGUAGCAAAGACGCGGUCGAUGCGCGCAACGUUGCUAAAGAUGCACAAUGAAGGACAGUUUAUCAGGACAUUCAGGAUCAUCUGUCACGGCGCAUGGAAGAAACCAGACGCAGACGCAGCAGCAACAGAUGAAAGCACAAGGCAGGAUACCACAUACUACUCACCAGGCGGAUCUAUACCCAUCGACACGACUAGUCUCGAUGCCGAAUUCCUCGAGUCCAUCCGCGUCGUCCACCUGACACUAUCCAACGAGGCAGGACUUAUCUCAACUCUAGACAUUACCCCUCGGUCGCCGUACUUGGGGGUCAACAUCCGCCGGUAUCUUUUGAGUCAAGGACAUCCAGUUGUUGGCGACAGUGGCAACACUAAACCUCUUAAAGCCAACCGCAACAAGGGACUCUUUUCUGCCGUGAUAAAAGUCGAGUUCAAGCACCCACUCAAAGACACGACGGUCGUUGCGUCAUUUGAUGAACCAGCAAAGUUUGAGCAGCUCCGGAAUCGGGAACAAAGGGCGUGUGUGAGGCGAAAGGCUGAGGAGUUGGAGGAACUUCGCAAGGGAGGAGUCGAACCUGUCUCAACGUUUGACCGCAAGUCGGACAAACCUAUUGCAUACCAGAUCGGCGAGAAGGAUUUCUAUCAAAUGAGGUUCAAAGUGUCACCAGCAACACUUAUCCCUCGAUCGAGCACAGAGACACUCGUCAGGGCAGCCAUCACUCUUUCACAGCAGCGACCAGUCAAGAUCCUGGAUGUCGGCACAGGAAGCGGCUGUCUAUUGUUGGCACUCCUGAAUUCGCUACCAAGCGCGACUGGAGUCGGUGUUGAUAUCAGCACAGAAGCACUGGAGAUCGCCAAUAUAAACAAGGACUUGCACAACCUCUCAGAUCGGACAUCUUUCCUGCCAGGAGAUUUGAGUGACCUGCAAGGAACUCCAGAGCUCUUCCAGUCAUUUGACAUCCUCGUCUGCAACCCGCCGUAUCUGGACAGCGCCAAAGCCGACAGGUUAAAGACCCUCUUUGCAGGAACUGAGCAUGAGCCACCGGUUGCCCUAUUUGCUGAGAAGGAAGGAUAUGGAGCCUAUGAACUCUUGGCCUGCAGUCUCUCACGCGAUCUUUCGACGGACGGUGCGACGAGGAGCAUCAUGGCGAGCGGCGGGUAUGUUAUUUUGGAGAUUGGAAGCGGUAUGGGAGAACGUGUGCGGGAGAUCUUCAAGUUCCUUCGGUUUGAGGAAGCGCUCAAGGACAACCAAGAUUCCGAACGCUGCUUGGUUUUUUCAUUACCCACUUCUCCUGUAGAUCCUUAA
This is a messenger RNA of Linnemannia hyalina, 1872 nucleotides long. NCBI's taxonomy places the organism in Eukaryota, Fungi, Mortierellomycota, Mortierellomycetes, Mortierellales, Mortierellaceae. The record is from the annotation of a GenBank genome assembly.